GGUGCGUGACGUCAUCGGCGGGCGCCCACGAAGAUAGAAGAAGAAGAUGUCGAGCCUCCUGAGCGCGACGCUGAAAGGCCUCAACAGCGACUCUGAUUGCGAAAUCAGCGAAUACAGGGACCAGCACUUCAGGGGGAACCUUGACCUGCAAGAGAAAGCCCUGAAGGCCUCCUGCACGCUUUACGUGGGCAACCUGUCCUUCUACACGACGGAGGAGCAGAUCCACGAGCUCUUUUCCAAGUGCGGGGAUGUCAAGCGCAUCAUCAUGGGGCUGGACAAAGUGAAGAAGACCCCGUGCGGCUUCUGCUUCGUGGAAUACUACACAAGAGCAGAAGCUGAGCACGCCAUGCGCUACAUCAAUGGAACCCGGCUGGACGACCGCAUCAUCCGGACAGAUUGGGACGCGGGGUUCAAGGAAGGGCGGCAGUAUGGCCGCGGCAGAACGGGGGGGCAGGUACGCGAUGAAUACCGGAAAGACUACGAUGCGGGAAGAGGAGGCUUUGGCAAGAUAGUUCAGAUGGAGAAGAAGAACCAGGAGGCAGCCAUCUAUUAACAGCUUCAAGGACUGAAAGUGGGGUGGGAAUAGGGAGAUGGGAGGAACAAGGCAAGGAGGACAGGAUCCUUCCGGGACCGAAGGGUGCAAGAAAAUAUGAUGGCUGCCUGGAAGACAUCUUUGCAGUCUGGGUCUCUGGCAUCUGAGGGACCUUUCCCUCAUCUUCCACCACAUUGGUAUCAGCUUCUGCGAUUGUAAACUCACUCUGUCAGAACUGACAUAGAGAUCCAGAGGGAACAAGUGUUGUCAGUAACUCUUUUAAGAAACCAUGAUCUGUAGAGCUUGGGUGGUUAUUUCCCUGCCUUUUGUGGUAACUGGAGUAUCCCCAGUUUAUUGGUUUGGACUUAAUAUUCCUUUUCUAAGAGAGAGAACCCCAAUAAAAGGCCCCUUUAACACA
Molecule: messenger RNA, 950 nt
Organism: Sceloporus undulatus (fence lizard)
Lineage: Eukaryota; Metazoa; Chordata; Lepidosauria; Squamata; Phrynosomatidae
Gene: NCBP2
Product: nuclear cap binding protein subunit 2
Exons: 4
Coding region: 47-553 (168 amino acids)
Biological process (GO): mRNA cis splicing, via spliceosome
Cellular component (GO): nuclear cap binding complex
Molecular function (GO): RNA cap binding
Source: RefSeq, a predicted model, not a curated record